Phanerochaete carnosa HHB-10118-sp is the source of this 1444-nucleotide messenger RNA. RefSeq lists its product as uncharacterized. The transcript has a single exon. Lineage: Eukaryota; Fungi; Basidiomycota; Agaricomycetes; Polyporales; Phanerochaetaceae. The record is from RefSeq and is a predicted model, not a curated record. The coding region runs from base 337 to 1152 and encodes 271 amino acids.
UUUCAUGCGUAGGUUGAGCUGGUCGCCUUCAGCGAAGACUCCAUCAACUUCGGGAGUUGCUUUAGGGCCUGUUCAACAUUCCGCAGGACGCUCGUGCCGGGAGCAAACCAAGUUCUGCAAGCUGUGGAUCGGACUACUGGUGUCGUGUUCGAGCGAGUAUGUCAAGGAGGCCAACGCAUUCCCGAAGACGUUCAGCUCUCCGGCUCUGGGUGCUCGAACAAUUUGUCUUUUCAGCUGGUUCCCUCAGCCUGGCUCCCGACGAUUGCGACGUCACACUGCGCAGGGGAUAUGAAUAUACAAUGUCCAUCCAUGAUACUCACACUGCCUACGCCAGUAAUGCCUCAGUCGCCUGUCUUUGUUCCUCAGUCUCCAAUCACGGUAUCCAAAUUCUUCGAAGCGCUGGACCCUCCACCGAAUGAAGCGCCUGAAGCUCAAAUACGCUCUCUGGUCUCUUCGGCACCGCACCUGGCAUCUUGUGGCGAGUGCGGCCUUUUUGAGUUCGAGAAAGGCCUCCAGUGCCGCGACUGUGAUCAGCAAUGGCUCGCCUGCAAGGUCUGGUAUCGCGCACAAGACGGUGGGCGGCGGCGCUGGCUCACGGCGCCGUACAUCCGGCCGGGCGAGAGCAAUGCGCGCAACAGAGCCCUGAUGCAUGAAGUUGGUGUGCCAGGGUGCUAUGCCGAUAUGCCAGGGGCGGACGACGCCACGAGCACUGACGUCGUGUCUGUGCGCAGAUUGCCCAGGCUUCAGCGUGCCAGGCGCUUCGUCCGCGCCAAGGCUAUACGCGCCAGGGGCAUACUCCGCGCAACAGUAUCCUCUGUCUCCGCGAAAGGCAACAGCAGGGUUUCUCUCGGAAGAAAGGCCUUCCCACCGCUUCGACGAUCUCUCAAGACGACUGUGACUGCGCUCGGGCUGGCGCGCCUCUGGACGACGCUCGCUAUCGCUCGGCGGUCUCACGCGCACGACAAGUCCGAUAUACACGGCACCUGUAGCGACACCGUGGGCUGCUGCGCAGCGCAUCCGAACUCCCCUCUAGCGGUCCUGCGUGGCGCGACGGAACGGUCCCCGCGUUCUGGUAGCGGCUGGUUGAAUGGCGCUUAUCUGGCCCAAGCCGGAGGAUCGCUCGGACUGGGCUGGCUUGUACCUCUGCUCUGAUUGGCUGCGGACCUCUAAUGUCUAGCGACCCCAUGCUGUCAUCGGUCACGUUAUAGAGCUCAUCUCCUGAAAUACCUCUCUGGCGACCAGUUACGGCAAUGCGGCGCAUCCUCUGACUCGGACCCACCUCGUCGUCACACCUUCGAAGACUUAUGCCGUUGUAACACCUCAUAUUAUUCUUAGCAAGAAUAGAUUUGUUCUCCCUUUGGAUUUGGCGCCACAUGUGCAUAGAGAGAGCAUGGAUGUACGGGACGCCUCGUUUAGCGAUGUUAUUCACGGACACACGAUGCUG